Molecule: messenger RNA, 3883 nt
Organism: Corvus hawaiiensis (hawaiian crow)
Lineage: Eukaryota; Metazoa; Chordata; Aves; Passeriformes; Corvidae
Gene: FBXL3
Product: F-box and leucine rich repeat protein 3
Exons: 5
Coding region: 2111-3421 (436 amino acids)
Biological process (GO): regulation of cell cycle; G2/M transition of mitotic cell cycle; SCF-dependent proteasomal ubiquitin-dependent protein catabolic process
Cellular component (GO): nucleus; cytosol; SCF ubiquitin ligase complex
Molecular function (GO): protein binding
Source: RefSeq, a predicted model, not a curated record
CUGCGCCUUACUUGGCAAUAAAAACAAUGUUAAGCACGUGCUUUGCUCCUCCUCCUCCUCGGUGACUGAACUGUGUGAUUAGGGUUGGACAUGACUAUUGCAAACAAGAUAGCGUGGGUUGCGCCCAGGUGCGGAGUUCAGAAACAAGUCGUUAUAAUAGGUGGAGAAAUCUACUUGGAAAAUCUUAAGGAGUCAGGCAUCCGGCUUUCUCCCAUCUCUCUGCAUCAGUAGAGUUGGGUCUUUUUGGGUUUUUUUGUUUUGUUUUGUUUUGUUUUUUCCCUUUCUGCCAAGAUCUUAGCUUCUAAAGCAAAGUUAAUCGUAGCAGCAGUUUGAAAACCAGUGAUAUGUGUGUGUCUGGCGUAUGCCAGAGAGAGUUAAAAGCGAGAUUGAUGGUUCAUGCGUUGCUAAGAAGUGAUAAGCAAUCAUCAGUUGAAAAAUAGCUUUUACUCUUACAGUAAUUUGUUAGCAUGAAAUUUUGCAUGCAUGGCUUCCUUGUUUAAAAGUUGCCCUUGGAUUUCAAAUAGUCGGAUGUUUAAAUCACUGGAUACGUAAAGCAAAGUGAACUGAACUCUUAAUUGCAUUUGCAUGGUUUUAUGUUAAAUGUGCAGAAAGGUUUACUCCCUUAAGUGGCCUUACUUUUUAAAAUAAAUAUCUUUUCACAUGGCUCUGCAAACUUCUGUAGGCAAAUAUGCAUUCUUUAAAUUUUGUAUUUGUUUUAUUGUUAGGCAUGUGAAGAGAUUGAAAGUGGUUACAUUUUAAAAAAAACCUAUUCUGAUACUUUAAGUUCUGAAGCAAGAUGCCAAAAAUUAGAUGAACAAAUUGGUUAGAAAUUAGAUGACAAAACAGUAAUGCAGUUCUUAAAAUAAUAUUUUUUAUUCUUGAGCUUAGGCACUUUUUUCCUGUUUGGAAAAAGUUUGCCAAGGAAAUAUUUUUGAAAGGUUAUACUUAAUGUCUUUUUAAUUACAAGGGCGUCCAGGAUGUCAGUAGCAAAAAGAGUUGUUGGGAAAUGGUGGUUUGUUCUCCAUCCCUUGCUUUAAGUCAUGGCAUUUAGAAUAUGUAACAUCUUCUUUUCUUGGAAGAAGAAAUCAUCACUAUGCCUCUAGUGAUGGCUGUGUUGUCUCUUUUUUUUUUCAAAUUGUCUGUUUAUAAAAAUGUGGGACAAUAUCCCACAACUUCCAGGAGUGGGUUUUGGUCUGUAACCAGCACAUAUUAGCUACUUAGAGCUCAUCCCAGUUAGCUCAGAGGUGCAGAUGGGGAGCUGUUGAUGACCUGGUCCACCCCUAUCAGCACAUCCCAGAGGCCUUUUUUCCAGAAGAAAAAUUAAUACAGUUUUAUCAUUGGCAGCUCCCUCCUGGUCUUCUCUGAAAGGGAGACAAAAGAAGAGGGAAAAAGACCUGAAACUCUACCUUAAUGCAUGAUAAAAGUAGCCACCUAACUGGAACAUUUAUGCAGGUUUACUACCUUGUUAGCAGAAGAUGAGACAGGAUCUCUGUAAAGGAAGACUUGGAGAGCCAGGUCUAACAUUUUACCGAUGGCUUUGGAAAGACUUAGACAUCAAACAGGCAAGCCUGAAUUUGGGAAGUUAAUAGCUUGCCUGUGGUGAAUGCUCCUUGUAACCUAGUUGUUUGGAAUAUCUGUCUAGCCUAAAGUUUAAACUAACGUUGCAUUUCAGACUAGCCUAUUAAAAAUGUUGUUGUUGUACUAUGCUGAGUUAUUAUCUCAAACAGAAACACGACAGGGUUGCAGUGGAUUUGCCAAUUAAUUCUUGAUUAAUUUUAAGUUGAAUUCCAUUUUCACAGUUGAAAAAUGCAGUUCCUUUAUAUUUUUGUUAGUUGCAGAUGGUUCUGAGUCACUGUUCAGUUUUCUUGCUUUUUUUCUCUCAGCAGCAGAACUCUGUCUCUGGCGGAAAGAUUGUUCCAGCACAGGAAUUGUGUUUUACAUAGUCCCCUAGUCGGGACUGAAUCACAGAAAAUAGUUCUCAGGAAGCAAGUAGAGAUAUUUGCCCAGUACUGUUGUCAUCCUCUGCUUGCCUCCAAGUGCUAGUGGGAGUAAAAAUAGGAGUUGAAAAAAGCCAAGAGACCAAUUCUGUUCAUCAGUCUUUCAUGACCGUAUGUUCAGAAUGAAACGAGGAAGGAAAACUAAUGAGGCUAACAGCAGUGCAUCUGAAGACACAACUGAGAAGGAAUCCAAGAGACACAAGGUGGUAGAGAAGAAAGCCAUAGCUGUGCAGAGUCCUGACUGGGCAAAUCUGCUCCAAGACGUUAUCCUGCAGGUGUUCCAGUAUUUGCCACUUCUGGAUCGUGCUCAUGCAUCCCAGGUCUGCAGGAGCUGGAACCAAGUGUUUCAUAUGCCUGAUCUCUGGAGGUGCUUUGAGUUUGAACUGAAUCAACCAGCCACAUCUAACCUGAGGACUACACAUCCUGAACUAAUCAAGCAAAUAAUAAAGAGGCAUUCCAAUCACCUGCAGUAUGUUAGCUUCAAGGUGGACAGUAGCAAGGAAUCUGCAGAAGCAGCUUGUGAUAUUUUAUCACAGCUUGUGAAUUGCUCUCUGAAAACACUUGGGCUAAUUUCGACUGCCCGGCCAAGCUUCAUGGAUUUACCAAAGUCUCACUUUAUUUCUGCACUGACAGUGGUGUUUGUGAACUCCAAAUCCCUCUCUUCACUUAAGAUUGAUGACACACCAGUAGAUGAUCCAUCUCUCAAGGUUCUGGUGGCGAACAACAGUGACACGCUCAAACUGUUGAAAAUGAGCAGUUGUCCUCAUGUUUCUCCAGCUGGUAUCCUUUGUGUGGCUGACCAGUGCCAUGGCUUGCGUGAGCUGGCGCUGAACUACCACCUGCUGAGUGAUGAGCUGCUGCUUGCUUUGUCUUCUGAAAAGCACGUCAGGUUAGAACACUUGCGCAUUGAUGUUGUCAGUGAAAAUCCUGGACAGACUCAGUUCCACACCAUUCAGAAGAGCAGCUGGGACGCUUUCAUCAAGCAUUCUCCUAAAGUCAAUUUAGUCAUGUACUUUUUCUUGUAUGAGGAGGAGUUUGAUCCGUUCUUUCGUUAUGAGAUACCUGUCACUCACCUUUACUUCGGGAGGUCAGUAAGCAAGGACGUGCUCGGCCGCGUUGGGAUGACGUGUCCGCGGCUGGUUGAACUGGUGGUGUGUGCCAAUGGAUUACGGCCGCUGGACGAGGAGCUGAUCUGCAUUGCGGAGCGGUGCAAGUACCUGUCGGCCGUGGGCCUCGGAGAAUGUGAAGUCUCUUGCAGUGCCUUUGUUGAGUUUGUGAAGAUGUGUGGCGGUCGCCUCUCUCAGCUCUCUAUUAUGGAGGAAGUUUUGAUUCCUGAUCAGAAGUACAGCUUAGAGCAGAUUCAUUGGGAAGUUUCAAAGCAUCUUGGUAGAGUCUGGUUCCCAGACAUGAUGCCCACGUGGUAAAGUCCUUAAAAGACUCCAGGGUGAAUGGAGUAGCACCUUAAACCCAAGAUUACCAUAUUGCAAUUUCCUGUAUAAGCUUAUUUAAUAAUACAGAUUUUACUGCAAGUUAAUUAAUGGUUUGAUUAUAAAAUUAAUUUUUCUUUCAAAAAUUGUUCUGGAAUUUCGGAACCAAAAAUAGAGUUCACAGCUCCAAAACCUGUUUUCAUCCAAACAAAAAUCAGGUUUCUGUUUUAGAUUUAUUCUUUGUCAUUAAAAGUGACCUCAAACAUUUUUGGAAAAAAAAUUAUUUAAAAUAUUGAAAUGUACUUGCAAAAUACCAGUUGUAAUAUGCUGUCCUUCUUUGAUUUAGAUAGUAGCAUUGGACACAACCACAUUUUAUCUUAAAAAGCCAAUCAAAACCCCACCAAAAUUGCAUGCUUUUGUUGCAGACCAUAGCAUUUCUAAAUCCAGUCACCUCAAUGA